ACUUUUUUUUUUUUUUAACGAGGAGGCGGACUCGGGUUACAACCGACUCCCGUAACCGAUCCCACAGCAGCCGAGAGAAGAAAACGCUCUUUCAAUAAUUCACACAUCUGGGUCCGAUACGCGGGUCAUAGAACAAGAAGCAGCUGCGAAAGGGAGGACGUGUUUCUGUAGCGCGGAGCUCCAGCAAAACAAAACAAAAAGACAACACCCCCCCACCAAAAAAUGCUGUGAAGCAACUUUUUCCCCCUGCGCUGCCAGGAUGAAGACUUGAGAGGUUUUGUUCUGAAUUAACUUUGUCACACUGUCGGCUGGCUUCUCCUGUGUGCCCCUGAGACUGGACCAUGGACUCCUUCAGCACCAAGAGCUUGGCCCUGCAGGCGCAGAAGAAGCUGAUGAGCAAGAUGGCCACCAAGAGCAUGGCCAACCUCUUCAUCGACGACACCAGCAGCGAGGUGCUGGACGACCUGUACCGCGUCACAAAGGAGUACACCCGCAACCGCAAGGAGUCCCAGAAGAUCAUCAAGAACUUGAUCAAGAUGGUGGUGAAGCUGGGAGUGCUCUACAGAAACAACCAGUUCAACAGCGAGGAGCUGAUCCUGGUGGAUAACUUCAGGAAGAAAGUCCACACUCUGGCCAUGACGGCGGUCAGCUUCCACCAGAUUGAGUUCACCUUUGACCGCCGCGUCAUGAGCGCCAUUUUGAAUGAUUGCCGCGAGCUUCUGCACCAGGCCAUCAAACGCCACCUGACAGCCAAGAGCCACUCGAGAGUCAACCACGUGUUCAACCAUUUCGCCGACUGUGACUUCCUGGCGUGUCUCUACGGGCCCUCCGAGGUGUACCGCGCCCACCUGCAGAGGAUCUGCAACGGGAUCAACAAGAUGCUCGAUGAAGGGAACCUCUGACCUCCCCACUUCUCUUCGUCGGGCACCUGUACCUCAUUACCAAAGUUAUUGUUCAUUUUUUUGCUUUUUGUUUGUGUGCCUUUCAGCCAGAACACUGAAUUUUUUUAUCUUGUCUAGUUAGUCCAAUGUCUGUCUCUUCUUUUUUUUUCCAUUAUUCCACAGUAAACAAAACCCGGCUGAUUUUUAUAAACGAAUGUAAAACUUUUCGCUCUUAUCAGUAUAUUCAGGGAUUGGAGCCAUGACAACUGUGCCUUUGGGGGAAAAAAACACCAUAUUUGUGUCUUCCAUCCAAGGGCGUUCUGCUUGCUCCCUUACUUAAUCAAAAAGACACAGCCAGCACAAGCCUUUACUCAUAUCUCGACGAGGAGCUUUAAUGGACCCAAAUGGUUUUGAGUCCAACCGCAGCGGAAAGAAAGUGAAUUUUUGUAUAUUCCAAAUACCCACGGAUAAAGAAGUGAAUUUUUUUUGACAUAUUUUUUAAAAGUAGUAUUGCACUCAAUCCCGAACAAGCGCUGCACUGUACUUUCCUGCAAUAAUGAAACCAUGUGAAACACUGCAGUUGAUUAAUCCGCUUGGCCUAAACAUUACAGCUUUCACUGUCGUGCACUGGACUUUGUAGAGAGGCCAGGCCUUUUUCUUUUUUUUUCUUCUUUUUUUUUGUUAGAAGGCACCUAAUAAACCAAAAUCUUUUUCUUUUAAUAGUCUAAAUUACAGCCACCGCAACAAAGAUGAGCUAUUUGGGUCACAAAGGGACCAUAAACGUGUAGGAAUUUGACUGUGCUGCAUACUGUCGAACAACUUUGGGGCUAUAAGUGUCAUAAUCACAACAGGGAAGCGGCACAAUAUGGCACCAGCUGCAAAGGUUCCUCCGGUCAGAGAGGAAUAAAGAGCGACCGCAGACUAACUAAUCGUCAUAAUAGACGUUCCGGCCCCGGGUCAGCUGUGUUUCAGAAUUUAUCGCCCGGUGCCUCGGGUUUAUCCGAAAAGCACUAAAACUCUGGUCAGAAUUCUGACAGAUUUGAACUAAAAAGACUCCCCGAGAGCAGUCGGAUGAAAGGCUGGUUGGGGAAACCGCUGCUCGGUGUUUAUGAAAAGGGCCAGGCGUGGUAUAGAGAUUAGAGCAGAGACAAACACAGUACCUGAUUGUACUCUUCCCCACUGCAAUUACAGCCCCCUGUUCUGGGGCGGCAUAAUGGCCCGCAGCCUGUCUUUGUCGAGCAGCCUCUCCAUUUCGCCUGACAGCAGCCUCGUGUAAUGUGACGGAGAUAGCCAUCGCUGUUCGCGCCGCGCACGUCAUUUUAAUGGAGUGAAAGAUGUUGUUGCGUUUCUUCCUUAAAAUGAGAAUAUGAAUAGCCGCCGUCCCUCCCCGAACGCUCUCAUAAUGGCCGCCUUACCUUUUUGUCCGUGUGUUUUGUAUCACCGAGUCUGUCUGGGAGAUUGUUUUGUGCUGGGGCCUCAUUUUGUAUUCUGUUUGCGAGAGCGUGUGUGUGUGUGUGUGUGUGUGUUUUGGGUGCGUACCUGUGAGAGAAUUGGAAAUUGAGCCGUGUAAUACGCGCUGUGCUUUUCCAGAUAGGAUUGCUGAAACUUUAACUUCAUCCACAGCAGCUCUGCCAAAGAAACGAAGACUGAUGUUACUCCAAAUGCAGAACCUCUUCUUUUUUCUUUUUUUUUUCUUCGAGAGGAACAUUUCAGGAGACUGUAUGCACUUGGUAAUUAUAGCCCCCGAUAACGGUGAUAAUGAAGACAUAGAUGGUGGCCGUUGUGGUUUUGCCUUUUCUACUUCUCGGAUGACUCCCCUGUGCAUAAUCCUCGUUUGUUAAACCCAUUUCACUGUCACUGCAUUAUUUCGACAGGCUCAGCAGUAAAUCUGCUAGUAAAGUCCCCCCUUAAACAGUCGACUUUAAUUGUGUUUUGUCGCCAUUUUCUCCAAUCCCUCUACAUGUCAGGGUUAGUUUAAAUCCAUGACACACUAAGUAGAAAUCACCCAAACAGCCCCACUUAUUUUACUACAGCCCUCAUGUUAAGCAUACUUUAUCAUGUUGCAUUUUCGCUAUUGUGGACUGUGAAAUGUUUUUAAUUUCACUCGUGUACAUACGAUGUUUUUGUGUCCCCCGUAUUGUAUCCAGACGCAACAAAUAUAAUACAACUCACUAUUUUUAAAGAAUAAAGUUGUCUUUUUUUUUUUUGUUUACCCUCAAUCAAGCGCUGAGCAUCUUCCCAUUAGUCUGUUGGAUUGUGGAGUUUUAGAGGUUAAUCUGACGACGUCUGACCUGGAUUAAGUCGGCCAAAUCCCUUUUUUUUCCUGCUCCCUUCAUUGUUUGGCGGCCUUGAAAGCAAACACGAACCCAUCCGCCUGACAAACAAUUCCACUCGGGGUGGGUUCUUUCCACUUCCUGCGGGCCUUCUCCACGGUCAAAGGAAGGAACAGGAAAUUAGUCAAAUGGAAAGAGUUCUUGCUUCUGUUUUGGGGAAAUGAAACAAUCAGCUGCAGUUUAAUUUCAAGUGCAGCCCGAGCAGCACUGGAUCCCGUGUUGAGUUUAAUCCAUCAUUGACUUUGCCACUUUUCCUUUAGCGCGUCUGCAGAUCCUCCCUCCAGCACACUUGAAAGGCAACUGCAGCACCAAGAGCCCCAAUUAUCAUCUUAAUAAUUGUGAAGAAUGUUUUUUCUUUUUCUUUUGGUGAAUGCACCCUCGAGUUCAGGGAGUGUUAUGACUAAACUGGGAUGUCUCCUCGUCUCUGUGUUCUUCUUCCUCUUCCUAUUUGACUUAACCGUUACGUCUAAUUAAGCAAAAACAUCCUGACGCUAAUUAUUCGCCUGUCAUUUUAGGCCGGUUGUGUACACAAUCGAAAACAGAAUAAAAGCUUCUGUGUGUG
Messenger RNA from Gasterosteus aculeatus aculeatus (three-spined stickleback), 3776 nucleotides. RefSeq names its product tumor necrosis factor, alpha-induced protein 8-like 1 (gene tnfaip8l1). The record is from RefSeq and is a predicted model, not a curated record. Gene Ontology annotation, biological process: regulation of apoptotic process. Gene Ontology annotation, cellular component: cytoplasm. Lineage: Eukaryota; Metazoa; Chordata; Actinopteri; Perciformes; Gasterosteidae.